AUGGCAAUGGCUCAAAACACAACAUUUAUCCCAGUGAAUGUUGGUGUGGUUCUUGACUUGGACGAUUUGGGUGGCAAGAUAGGGUUGAGUUGCAUCAACAUGGUCAUCUCAGACUUCUAUGCCACUCUGGGUAUCUUCGAUGAGGCCAUGGCUUUUGCGCAUCGAGACGAUCUGAAUCUUAUGUUGAUAUUGCAAGUAUUGGACUAA
This is a messenger RNA of Dovyalis caffra, 207 nucleotides long. Lineage: Eukaryota; Viridiplantae; Streptophyta; Magnoliopsida; Malpighiales; Salicaceae. The record is from the annotation of a GenBank genome assembly.